Molecule: messenger RNA, 1082 nt
Organism: Populus nigra (black poplar)
Lineage: Eukaryota; Viridiplantae; Streptophyta; Magnoliopsida; Malpighiales; Salicaceae
Product: 4,5-DOPA dioxygenase extradiol-like
Exons: 3
Coding region: 33-881 (282 amino acids)
Molecular function (GO): ferrous iron binding; oxidoreductase activity, acting on single donors with incorporation of molecular oxygen; zinc ion binding
Source: RefSeq, a predicted model, not a curated record
AUAUAUAUAUAUAGUACCAUAGAAGAAUAUUAAUGCGUUUGCUCCAUUCAUUGAAUCAAAAGUACAGAUGUUUUUCAAUUUGCAAAAGGGGUUUAAUGGAUACGGUUUAUAUCUCCCAUGGGUCACCAAUGAUGGCGAUCGAUGAAAGCAUACCAGCGAGGAAAUUCUUGAAGACAUGGCAACAAAUUUUCAAAGAAAGACCUAAAGCCAUUCUUGUUAUUUCUGGCCAUUGGGAUACCAAAGAACCAACUGUUAAUGUUGUUAAUCGCAAUGACACCAUUUAUGACUUCUAUGGCUUCCCCAAAUCCAUGUAUAAGCUCAAAUAUACACCACCAGGUGCUCCACUAUUGGCAAAGAGGGUGAAGGAACUGCUCAUGGCAAAUGGCUUCAAGCGUGUUCAUGAAGAUAAAACACGAGGAGUUGACCAUGGCACAUGGGUUCCUCUGAUGUUCAUGUAUCCUGAGGCUGACAUUCCAGUGUGCCAGCUCUCUGUUCAGACUGAUAGAGAUGGAACUUACCAUUAUAACUUGGGGAAGGCAUUGGCCCCCCUCAGGGAGGAAGGUAUCCUCAUCAUGGGAUCUGGAGCUACUACUCACAACUUGGGGACCAUGCAACCCAGUGGCAGUCCUGUUCCUUCAUGGGCUUUGCAGUUUGAUACCUGGCUUAAAAAUGCCCUUCUUGAAGGAAGAUAUGAAGACGUGAAUCACUACGACUCCAGGGCACCGUAUGGAAAAAUGGCUCAUCCUUGGCCAGACCACUUUUACCCUUUGCAUGUGGCCAUGGGGGCAGCGGGUGAAAAUGCCAAGGCGAAGCUAGUGCACCAUAGCUGGGACAAUGGCACCCUUUCUUAUGCUUCCUACCAGUUCACAGCACGUAAAUGAAAUCUUCAUCAACAGUACAGUUGCUGCUGGAGUUCUUGUAGACAUGAAUUUGUAUUAUUUUUUUAACUAAAUAUUCUGUAUGUGCUAGAUGAAUUAAAUAAAUUUCAGUAAAUAUGAUAAGAGAUAUAGUAUGGUUGAAAUGUUGUUGAAAUGUGAUAAGAGAAGGUGGAGGAUGCUUAACUUCAAUGAUUAAAACAGCAA